Molecule: messenger RNA, 351 nt
Organism: Camelina sativa (false flax)
Lineage: Eukaryota; Viridiplantae; Streptophyta; Magnoliopsida; Brassicales; Brassicaceae
Product: defensin-like protein 50
Source: RefSeq, a predicted model, not a curated record
UUCAACAAAAUAAAAAUGGGUUACACAAAAAUCUUAUUGACUCUUUUUCUUGUAGUUAUAUUGGCUAUCUCGUCGUCUCCACAAAAGGCUAUGGCAUCAGAGAUCAAAGCAAAGAUCAACGGCCUAAAGUGCUUUGAUACAUGUACGCCUUCAUAUGAUGAUUAUAAAUGCCAUGUGGACUGCAUGACAUCGGGGUAUGCGGCAGGAGGAUGUACCACACUGUCUCCCUCUCAACCUCAAAAAUGUUGUUGCUAUUAAUUAAAAUUGUUGAUCCAUUGAUUUACUUAUAUGUUUUUCCUAUGACUAUGAAAAGGCAUGUAGUUUCUCUUUGUAAUCAAAAUGCCAUGAAAU